Molecule: messenger RNA, 3374 nt
Organism: Drosophila suzukii
Lineage: Eukaryota; Metazoa; Arthropoda; Insecta; Diptera; Drosophilidae
Product: adenylyl cyclase X E-like
Biological process (GO): adenylate cyclase-inhibiting G protein-coupled receptor signaling pathway; intracellular signal transduction; adenylate cyclase-activating G protein-coupled receptor signaling pathway
Cellular component (GO): plasma membrane
Molecular function (GO): adenylate cyclase activity
Source: RefSeq, a predicted model, not a curated record
UCAAAAUGACUUUGCCUGGAGGAAAGUGCCAGCUUAACUACGCGCGAGAACGCAUGUGGGAACCCGGCUACCUCAAGGCCAAAUGUGCAGAGUUGGGCUUGGAAAACGAGUUGCGAUUGUACCGAAUACGCCUUUGGAAGAGUUACCUAUUCUCUUUCUUUGUUCUGCACAUUUUCGUCACCACUGUGCAUUGUACGCUGCUGUUAACAACCAUUGAGCACCGGUCGAUUGUCCAGUUUGAUGUGUCCCUCACCACAGGAAGUUCCGUUGUUCUUUUACUAGUACUGAGUGUUAAUUUCUGCGAUGGCUUUAUUGCGAAACACACUUGGUAUAUGUUUUGCAGCUCGAUGGUUGCCUCCCUUAUUUUGGUAUUCGCUGAUCUAACUGAAUCUAUUUACCACCACUAUGUUCACAACUGGCAGCUGGGGACGUUCUACGACACCUACAUCGUAUACAUGAUAUACAUCUUCCUGCCGAUCCACUUCUUGAGCGGUGCCGUCCUGCUUGCAGUGCUAGUGUCAGUCCUGUACAUUAUCUACUACGUGCAAAUCCUGUCCGACGGGUUCAUCCAAUUCGUGUCCCAACUGUUUUCCACCGGCGGAAUGUCCGUGGACUUGGUGCACUACCUGUGCCUCAAUCUGGUGGGCAUAUUCUACCGCGUGAUAAACGACACAAUAGUGCGCUCAUCCUUCCUGGACCGGCACCAGUACAUCAAGGAGGAGCUCUGGCUGCGCAACGCCCGAAUCCAGGAGAAGCAGUUGCUGGACUCCAUCCUGCCGCCGCAGAUCUCGGAGCCCUUGCAAAAGGACAUUCAGAACCGGAUUAUCCUGACCAAGCGCGGCGUCGGGAUUCGUUCCUUGAGUGCCUUGGAGCGUGCCAUGGCCAUCCAGAUCCAUCCCGAUGUCUCCAUCUUGUACGCAGAUGUGGUGAACUACACCCACUUGACCACUACAUUGACGGUGGAGAAGUUGGUAAAGGUCCUGCACGACCUCUACGGAAGAUUCGAUUUGGCUGCUUUUCGCUACAAGGUGCAGCGCAUCAAGUUCCUGGGCGACUGUUACUACUGUGUGGCGGGUUUGUCAGACCCCGAUCCCGACCACGCGAACAGAUGUGUGGCCCUAGGCCUUUCCAUGAUCGACGAAAUCACGGAAGUACGUGACUCGCAAAACUUGGACAUAAAUAUGCGCAUUGGAGUUCAUUCGGGGAACCUGUUUGCCGGAGUUAUUGGCGAAGCCAAACUUCAGUUUGACAUAUGGGGACUGGACGUCACUAUUGCCAAUGUUCUGGAAUCCACCGGAGUGGCGGGAUUCGUGCACAUCAGUGGUGCAACUUUGAAUAAUCUGAGCGAACAGCGCUACGUUAUUGAAGAUGGUCCCGAAAUGGCACGGAAUCAUCCACUUCUGAGUAGAUACCGAAUAAGUACAUACAUAGUUCGACAAGACUUGCAAGAAGAUCAGGAUGAAAGUGACGAGGAUUUUGAUGAACUGCAUGCUGUCUCCCUCUUUAAUGUAGGGUCAAGGCAGAGACUGAGUAAUAAUGCUAAUGAAAGCCUGAGAGCGAUUUUUAAUGCAGAGUUAAGGGAAGAGUUCCGGAAUAUGCCAGUCAGUGCAUUUAACCCUAAAACCUUGUACGGCAUCUAUAGACGAAGAGGAGUAAAGGUCCCAUUGUAUCACCAGUUAAACUUAUGCCUGAAAUACCUCGACCCCGAUGUGGAGAGAGCAUACCUGAAGCAAACCGACUACCUAUUCAAGUACAGCAUGCUUCUGUCCUUGUGCGUUGGAUACUGUCUGGUGUACAUUGAACUAAUGGACACUAAAAUUAUUUGCCCUACUUGCAUGAUUUUGCCCGCCAUCGUGACUGUAGUACAGACCAUUUUGACCUUUAUAACGUGGUACAAAAAGAUUUGCUGGACCAGGUUUGGCAACCAGCCCCAUAACUACAGCCGAAUUAGCUGCAUUAUAUUUCGGGUUCACGAGAAAAUCAUAGGCAGUAUGAUGAUUCGCAUAACCAUUUACCUCUUUCUAGUGAUAUCGGGGUUUUCCGUGAUGUGUCUCAUUGUAAUGUCCUGUAAUCGCGAAGAGUUCGAGUUGGCCUUUAUAGAGGAAAGGCUCUUUCACUAUGAGCAAGAGACAAAGAUAUGCUUUCAUCCCUGGGUUGCAACCAACAUGGUCUCCCUGAUGAUUUGUCAGACUUUCACAUUCGCCAGUAUUCCGAUCGUGGUGAAGACUAUAAUGGCCAUUUUGGAGACGAUCGGCUACUUGGUGAUAAUUUUCUUCGAGUUUGAGUUCGUCUUUCAUCACAGCGUGACGACGAACCCCAGUUUUCCCGCAGAGUACGCACACGCUCUGCUAAUAUGCAUUACCCUGCUAACUAUGGUUGUGAAGGAGCGCCAACUAGAGUUCACCAACAAAGUAAACUUCCACUGGCGCGUUGAGUUAAGGAAGAAGGAAGCUGACGCCAAUUUAACCAAUCACUCCAUUAUUAUUAUCCUUAACAACAUUCUUCCCGCCCACAUCGUCGACGUUUACAUUAAUUCGAUGGCCAAGCACGAACUCUACUAUGAAAAUUAUCAAAUGGUUUCGGUUAUGUUUGCCAUGUUAAUAAAUUUUGAAAUGGAUCUAAGAAGCUUGCGUAUACUAAAUGAAAUUAUUGCCGAAUUUGAUAUGUUGUUACUGUUCUACAAGGAAUAUUAUUCGGUUGAGAAGAUCAAAGUCGUCGGAUGCACAUAUAUGGCUGCCUGUGGACUAAACCUGAACUUUGCUGGUACCACCAGCAAAACAAUGAAGGAUAACCCGAGCGCGACUGAGGCCACCGAAGGGAGUAAUGUUCGGUUUUUGUUCGAGCAAGAUUUAAAAGACCGCGAGGAAGUGGUCUUUGUGAUGGCUUCAUAUGCCCUGGAUAUGAUGCGCACGCUGGCCAAAUGUAAUCAGGCGUACCAAAGUAUUCCGGGUGAUCGGAAUAUUCUGGACGGGUCGAUAGCCAUCGGCAUUUCCAGCGGGGAGGUUAUGGCUGGUAUAGUGGGCGCAUCGCAUCCGCACUACGAUAUCUGGGGCAAUCCAGUCAACAUGGCCUCAAGGAUGGAGUCGACGGGACUACCGGGCAAUAUCCACGUGACGGAGGAGUCCGCGAGAAUUCUCCACGAAUUCGGCAUUGUCUGCAAAUAUCGCGGCUUGACUUUCGUGAAAGGGCGUGGCGAAAUCCCGACAUUUUUAGUGGGAAUUGAUGACAACCUAAACUUUAUCACUACAGAGCCCAAACGAGCUCCCAGUCAUGUUGAGCGCAGUUCAGUUGUAUCAUUGCAAACCACCUUUUCUAACCCAAAUAAUGUAGAUGCUCUUGCUAACAUUUCCAGACACACACUACAUGAUUUUUAA